Molecule: messenger RNA, 4750 nt
Organism: Vicia villosa (hairy vetch)
Lineage: Eukaryota; Viridiplantae; Streptophyta; Magnoliopsida; Fabales; Fabaceae
Product: putative disease resistance RPP13-like protein 1
Exons: 2
Coding region: 86-3937 (1283 amino acids)
Biological process (GO): defense response to other organism
Molecular function (GO): ADP binding
Source: RefSeq, a predicted model, not a curated record
UGAAGACGUCGAUUCUGUUCGUUACUUCAGUACUAUUCACAGCUCUUACCAUCUUCCUUCCUUUGUGCUCUGCUUUCAGAGAAACAUGGCCGAAACAACAGCAUUGGUGGAACUGGGAGGCGCUUUUCUCCCUGCAACUGUUGAAUCCCUAUUACACAAACUCGCUUCAUCAGACUUCAUCCAUUACCUCAAAUACAGCCACAUGAACAUCUUAAAACUCACCGUCUUCGAGACUAAGCUUCUCACUCUUCACUCCGUUCUUCUCGAUGCAGACCACAAACAGUUCUUCAAUCCCAAAAUCAAGAAAUGGAUGAAUAAAUUGUACGAUACAGUCUCCGACGCCGAAGAUCUGAUCGACGAAAUCGGUUACGAUUCGCUUCGAUGCAAGGUGCAGAAUACACAACCUAGAUUAGGUUUUAUGUUCGAUUUCAAAUUGAAGAUGAUUUGUGAUAGGCUUCAGCGUUUUGUUCAACAGAUAGACACUCUUGGUUUGCAAUCUGUAAGUGUUAGGGUUUCUCUUGAUAAAACUCUCUCAAGUUCUAUGGUGAAUGUGAAUGAUUCUGUUAUAGUUGGUAGAAAGGAUGAUAAAGAGAGAUUGAUUAACAUGCUGUUGUUAAACGAUGUUUCGAGUAGUAGUAAUUUAGGUGUGAUUGCUAUUUUAGGCGUUGGAGGUGUUGGUAAAUCGACACUUGCCCGACUUGUUUACGAUGAUAGACAAGUUGAUCAACAUUUUGAUGUGAAAGUGUUUGUUCGGGUGUUAGAAGGUUUUGAUAUUCUAGAAGUAACCAAAGCGCUUUAUAAUUCCAUGUCUAAAUCAACUAAAUCAACUUACGUUGGCAAAGAUCUAAAUCAUCUUCGACUUCGUUUCAAGGAUGAGUUAUUGUGUAAAAGAUUUUUGUUUGUGUUGGAUGACUUAAGGAUUGAUAGUUAUAAUGAUUGGCACCAUUUGAUAACUCCGUUGUUUAAUGGAAAUUGUGGAAGUAGGGUGAUAGUCACAACACGUUAUGAAAAAGUUGCUGAGGUUGUACGUACGUAUCCGGUUCUUAAGUUAGGACCUCUUUCAGAAGAAGAUUGUUGGUCUUUACUCUCUAAGCAUGCUUUUGGAAGUUGUGGUAAUAAAUUUCCAGAACUAGAAGCAAUUGGCAGGAAGAUUGCAAGAAAAUGUGGCGGAUUUCCAAUAGCUGCCAAAUCGCUCGGAGGGCUUUUGAGUUCAAAGGUAGAUGCGAAUGUGUGGACAGCAAUCUUGAAUAGUGAUAUAUGGAACAUAACAAAUGAUUGUGUUAUGCUUUCUUUGCUUUUGACUUAUCAACAUCUUCCUUCUCAAUUGAAAAGAUGUUUUUCCUAUUGCUCAAUUUUUCCGAAGGGUUAUCUCUUUAAUAGAAAGAAAUUGGUUUUGUUGUGGAUGGCAGAAGGCUUCCUCGAAGAUUCCGUAGUUGAAAAAGCGCCAGAGGAUGUUGGCGAUGAUUACUUUGAUGAAAUGUUGUCGAGAUCCUUAUUUGAACCAUCAAAUGAUGAUAUUGAUGAUUCUUCUGGAGAAAAGUUUAUUAUGCAUGACCUUAUCUAUGAUCUAGCAACAAUUGCAUCUGGGAAAAGUUGUUGCAGGUUUGAAUCUGGUGGUACAAUCUCUGAUGAUGUUCACCAUUUAUCUUACUAUCAAGAGGAGUAUGACAUUUUCAAAAAGUUUGAGAUGUUCUUCGAUUUCAAAUGCUUGCGAAGUUUCCUACCCAUUGGUAGUUCUAAGUGGCAAGAAUCUUACUUAUCACACUAUGUGAUUGAUUAUAUGAUACCUUCUAUUAGAAGGCUGCGAGUGUUAUCCUUAUCAAAUUACAAAAGCAUCACCGUGCUACCAAAUUCAAUUAAUAAUUUGGUGCAACUGCGGUAUCUGGAUCUCUCCUACACUAAAAUCAAAUGCUUGCCCGAUACAACAUGUGACCUUUACUAUUUGCAGACUUUAACUUUAUUAGGAUGCAUGAAUCUCAUUGAAUUGCCGGUACACAUCGGAAACUUAAUUAAUUUGCGUCACCUUGAUAUCAGCUAUACGAGAGUAAAAGAGAUGCCAGAGCAAGUUGUUGGACUAGAAAACCUUCAGACUCUAACGGUUUUUCUAGUGGCCAAGCAAGAAAUUGGGUUAAGUGUUCGAGAGCUUGGUAAGUUUCCAAACCUACGAGGAAAACUCUGCAUUGUGAACAUGCAUAAUGGCAUUGAUGUUAGUGAGGUGUGUGAUGCCAACUUGAAGAACAAAGAAUACCUUGAGGAGUUAAAGGUAUAUUGGGAUGGGCAAACUGAAGAUUCACCAACACCAACAGAGAAAGCUAUUCUCAAUGAGUUACAACCAUCAAUAAACUUGAAGAAAUUGAGCAUUGGCUUCUACGGUGGGACAAGCUUUCCAAGUUGGUUGGGAGAUUGUUCAUUUUCUAACAUGGUGUACCUUUGCAUCAAUACUUGUAAGCAUUGCAUAACACUUCCUCCACUAGGGCAGUUACCUUCUCUCAAAGAGCUGGAGAUAAAUGAUAUGAGUAGAGUGGAAACAAUUGGCCUAGAGUUCUAUGGCAUGACAGGGGUGAGUACUAGUUCUCCAUUCCAACCAUUUCCAUUGCUUGAGAAACUACAAUUUGAUAGCAUGCCCAAUUGGAAGGAAUGGCUUUCCUUCGGAGGCAGAAACUUUCCUUUUCCUCGUCUUAAAACUCUAAGGCUAAGUGGAUGUGCUAAACUGAGGGGACAUUUGCCUAGUCAUCUUCCUUCUAUUGAGGAAGUUACAGUUCAUUGGUGCAAUCUUUUGUGGACUACCCUAUCUACUUUGCAUUGGCUUUCCUCAGUAAAAUCUCUAGAUUUGAGGUCUCGAGGUUCCACUGAAUUGUCGUUACUUGGAAAUGAUUCUCCAUGUCUUUUGCAGGCUGUGACAAUAUUCGGCUUUAUCAAGCUAUUAUCUCUGCCUAAAAUGUUUUCGAGCUCUACUUGUCUUCAACACUUGCAUCUCAUCUAUAUUUCCUCUCUCACUGCAUUUCCAGCAAAUGGUCUUCCUACUUCAUUGCAGUCACUUCAUAUAGAUGAGUGUCAGAAUUUAGCAUUCUUACCUCCUGAAACAUGGAGCAAUUACACAUCACUUGUGACUUUAUAUUUAAAAAAUUGUUGUGAUUCACUAACCUCCUUUCAACUCAAUGGCUUUCCUGUGCUCCAAACUCUUUCUAUUGAAGGUUGCAGCAGUCUUGAGUCCAUUUUUAUUUCAGAAAAUGCUUCCCUUGGCCUGUCAACUCUCCAAUCACUUCAGGUGAAGAACUGUGAUGCACUUAGAUCACUGCCUCAACGAAUGGACACCCUCAUUGCUCUUGGAAGCCUGACUCUCAACAAUUUAUCGCUGUGUUGUGAAGUAGCUUGUCUCCCUCCCAAAUUGCAAUUUAUGCAUAUUGAAUCCUUGAGAACAACUACACCUGUGAGUGAAUGGGGUUUCCAAAACCUUUAUACUCUUUAUGAUUUGCAUAUUGGAGGUGAUAAUAUUGUUAACACCUUGCUAAAAGAGCAUUUACUGCCCAAUUUCCUUGUGUCCUUGACAAUAACUAAUCUCUCUGAAAUGAAGUGCUUAGAAGGAAAUGGGCUCCAACACAUUUCCUCUUUGAAAAAUCUUACAUUUAAAUGCUGUGCAAAGCUCGAGUCUUAUCGAGGCUUAUUUCCUUCUUUUCUGAAAUCACUUGUAUUUGCAAAUUGUCCAAAACUCAAGUCUUUGCCAGACAGGCUUCCUUCCUCUUUGGAAACUCUGGAAUUUGACGAGUGUCUAAGACUCGGGUUAUUGCCAAGACACGGGUUUCCUGACUCUCUUAAGGUACUGGGCAUUAGUCGAUGCCCUCUUUUAAAAGCAAGGUACGCCACUAAGAGAAAGGAUCAUUUGUCCAAGAUUGCUCACAUUCCUGUCACAAAAAUAGAUCAUGAAGUGACAAUAUGAGCCAUGGGAAAGGAAAAGAAGAAUUGCACUUUCCUUUCAGGUUGAUCAGAAACCUAGAGUCUCGAGGAAGGGCUUUUAUUCACUACCUCUACUUGAAGACCUAGACUAGACAACAUGAAUCAAACCAUUGCCAGGGAAUUAGAAUUUUCCACAUAUGGUUCAAAAGAAUGGUAAAGUUUUUCAUAUGGUCCUGAAAUUUUCACAUAUGUCUUACUGCAUUUCCAGGAAUUUGGCAGCAAAAUCUCAAUUACAAUCCAUCUUCCAAUGUAAAUGAUAAAAUGAACUUUGCCUAAUGUUUUUUUCCUCCUAAUUUGUUCAGAUUUCCUUACAUACUUGUUGUUUGGACUUAUGUUUAACUUGCUAUGAACUCAGAUUCUCCUAUAGGAUGAAUACAAAAUUCUGACACAUUUAAAAUGAGAUGACUAAAACUCUUGUUUCAUCUAAAAUAGGAUCCAAAAUCAUAAUUGAUAAAUCUAGACUUCUAAAUUUUCUUUUGUUAUUUAAAAAAGUUAUUCAAGGGCACCUAUAUAAAUUAUGGGAAAAAACAAUUCAAAGAGUUUACUAGUAAGAAUCAAGUCGCUGAUGGCUUAAGAGUGAACUAUUCUCAAUGUUUCAUUUUGAAUUCUUUUGUUAGGAAUAUGGACAUUGAAAUUGAUCUUCUAAAUUAAUUGAUUUUAAGGUUAGAUAUCAAGUUCUUAAAACAAAGGGUUUUCAAAUCACCUUAUGGGUCUGAGACUUUCUAAACAUAACCAAUACAAUCUAUGACUGCAUACAAUAGUUUAAAUGAAAACCACUAGCUUGUAAGAUCAUUAG